ACGUCUUAUUGUAGCGCGGCCGCAGUUUACCUAGGAGCGCGGGUCGGGAAUCCUAGUAUUUGGUGGUCGUCACAACCCAGGCUGUUGAGAGUGAUGGCGCAGAAACCGCUGCGCCUCUUGGCGUGUGGAGAUGUUGAAGGAAAGUUUGAUGUUUUAUUCAAUCGAGUUCGAGCAAUUCAGAAGAAAAGUGGAAACUUUGAUCUGCUGUUGUGUGUAGGAAAUUUCUUUGGCUCCACUCCAGAUGCUGAAUGGGAGGAGUAUAAAACUGGCAUCAAGAAAGUUCCUAUUCAGACAUAUGUCCUGGGUGCCAAUAACCAGGAAACAGUAGAGUAUUUCCAAGAUGCUGAUGGGUGUGAAUUAGCGGAAAACAUUACUUAUCUGGGUCGUAAAGGUAUCUUCACUGGAAGUUCGGGGCUGCAGAUUGUGUACCUCAGUGGGACAGAGUCCUUAAAUGAGCCGGUCCCAGGUUACAGUUUUAGUCCCAAGGAUGUGUCUUCCCUGAGAACAAUGCUGUGUUCAACAUCCCAGUUUAAAGGUGUUGAUAUCUUGCUCACAUCCCCAUGGCCCAAGUAUGUGGGGAACUUUGGGAAUUCUUCUGGAGAAGUGGAUAGCAAAAAAUGUGGCUCUGCUUUGAUCUCCAGUCUUGCCACAGGCUUGAAACCAAGAUACCAUUUUGCUGCUUUGGAAAAGACCUAUUAUGAGAGGCUUCCAUAUCGAAACCACAUCGUUCUGCAGGAAAAUGCACAGCAUGCCACCAGGUUCAUAGCUCUGGCAAAUGUUGGAAAUCCAGAAAAGAAAAAGUAUCUUUAUGCAUUCAGUAUUGUUCCUAUGAAACUAAUGGAUGCAGCAGAACUGGUAAAACAGCCUCCAGAUGUCACUGAAAACCCUUACAGAAAAUCUGGGAAGGAAGCAUCCGUAGGAAAGCAAAUUCCUGCCCCUGAGGAAGAAGCAGCCUGUCAGUUUUUCUUUGAUUUAAAUGAAAAGCAAGGAAGGAAGCGUUCAUCUACAGGCAGAGAUAGCAAGUCUUCUCCUCUCCCAAAGCAGCCUCGCAAACCUCCUCAGCCUCCAGGACCCUGCUGGUUUUGCCUUGCCAGCCCUGAAGUGGAAAAGCAUUUGGUGGUCAACAUUGGCACACAUUGCUACCUUGCCCUGGCCAAAGGAGGCUUAUCUGAUGACCAUGUCCUCAUCCUGCCCAUUGGACACUACCAGUCAGUGGUGGAGCUUUCAGCAGAGGUGGUAGAAGAGGUGGAGAAGUAUAAGGCUACACUGAGGCGGUUCUUUAAGAGUCGAGGGAAACGGUGUGUUCUAUUUGAGAGAAAUUAUAAGAGCCAUCACCUCCAGCUACAGGUCAUUCCUGUGCCACUCAGCUGCUGCACUACUGAUGACAUUAAAGACGCCUUCAUUACCCAGGCACAGGAGCAACAGAUAGAGCUGUUGGAAAUCCCAGAGCACUCUGACAUCAAGCAGAUUGCACAGCCAGGAGCAGCGUAUUUUUAUGUUGAACUUGACACAGGAGAGAAGCUUUUCCACAGAAUUAAAAAGAAUUUUCCUUUGCAGUUUGGAAGGGAGGUCUUGGCCAGUGAAGCCAUCCUUAAUAUUCCUGACAAGUCUGACUGGAGGCAGUGUCAGAUCAGCAAGGAAGAGGAGGAGACCCUGGCUCGCUGCUUCCGGAAAGACUUUGAGCCCUUUGACUUCACUCUGGAUGACUAAGCAAAGGGCAAAACACUUUAUGAACUUGACAGGAAACAGUAGCAGUCUGUUUUUUAAAGAAACUGCAGUCUCCCAUGGGGACUGUUUCCCUGCCUCUUUUUUGUGCAUUCCCAUGGAAGCUGCCUGCAGCAAGAAGCCUCAGAUUGAAUAUUUUUUUGGAAAAAAUCACAUUCUAGGAUGAUAAUCCUAUGUCUGUCAUCCAGCUCCAAGUACAGCUUGUGUUUAUCAACAUUUUCAAAAACAUUUAAACUAUCAAAUAAAAUCCAAAUGCUUUUC
Ceratotherium simum simum (southern white rhinoceros) is the source of this 1986-nucleotide messenger RNA. It is a transcript of the gene CWF19L1, whose product is annotated as CWF19 like cell cycle control factor 1. Gene Ontology annotation, molecular function: RNA lariat debranching enzyme activator activity. Lineage: Eukaryota; Metazoa; Chordata; Mammalia; Perissodactyla; Rhinocerotidae. Gene Ontology annotation, biological process: mRNA splicing, via spliceosome. The record is from RefSeq and is a predicted model, not a curated record. Gene Ontology annotation, cellular component: post-mRNA release spliceosomal complex.